Tribolium castaneum (red flour beetle) is the source of this 2121-nucleotide messenger RNA. Its product is annotated as putative leucine-rich repeat-containing protein DDB_G0290503. The record is from RefSeq and is a predicted model, not a curated record. Bases 358 to 2094 code for a protein of 578 amino acids. NCBI's taxonomy places the organism in Eukaryota, Metazoa, Arthropoda, Insecta, Coleoptera, Tenebrionidae. The transcript has 8 exons.
AAACAAAAAAUAAGGCUGCGCCUAACGAGAUUUUUUCUAACAAAUCUAAUCUCUUUCAGACAAAUCAGAUUAUUUUUGACGAUAUUUUUUUGCUCAAAAACCAUUAAAUUCCACACAUUCUUGCUAUUUUCGGUCAUACUUAAAGAAAUCUUGCACAAUAAAGUGUCUAAAUUGUUUCCUCUCAACUGAUAGCAAUCUAACUAUUGUCUGCUCUAAAAAACUUACAAACAUCAUCAUUUUCGGAAUUGUCCUCGAAAAGAUCAAGAUUGCAACCAAAUGACUGACAAACGUCGCAAAAAAUGUCAAAAUAGGAACAAUCACGUGUCCAUCUAAAUUCCAAGUAUGUAAAACUCAGAAAUGUUUUGUCCCAUGCUAAAAAACCCCUGCGCCCCUCCACCAACCUCCCCCAAGUGCCCACCCCCCAAAACGCACUACUUCUUCGUCGAACGAACACCAACUGAGGCCCCCAAAAAACGCUCAAACUCGCACCCCCGAAGUGCCAGCAAGUCGUCAAACGGCAGCAGAAAAUGUUGCGCCUGCGGCUCCAAAAACGCAUCGUCCGAUUCAAAAAUAAUCAAAAAUAAGAGCAACAACAAACGGAGUGCCACUCCGGCAAGAAAUAACAAUAAGGAAAGUAAUAAUAAUAAUAAAGGGAGCAAAAUCGACCCUGACAGUGUCAAGCAAUUAAAACAAGACCUGAAAACUAUCAAGGAUCAGUUGACGAUUUUGACCCAAAAUCGGGACGAAGCUUUAAACCUGACAAACGAAUUGGAAGUUCGCUACAAAAGUUUGCUCGAAAAAAGCCAACGACAGGAGCGUGAAAUUGAAGAACUGACUCAGAAAAAUGUGACUUUGGAGUCGAAAUGCCAAAGUUUGGGCAAAUCGCAGAGCAAGUCGGAUUUAAACGAACUGAACGCUCUUUUCAGAGAACUAGUCGAUAAGUCAAAAAUCAUGGAAGAAAGCAAAAACAAAGUGUGCCGUUGUAUCAAAGAAAAAAGUCACGAGUACCAAGAAAUGGCCAACUCGACCAAAGAACUAUCCAAAGUGAUAGCAGAAAGAGACGCAAAAUACGCCACCUUGAUGAAAAACUACCAAAAAACGCGCGAAAACGAGACCAAACUGAAGGAGUUUAACCAGAGAUUGGUUAAAACGGUGGAAGAGCUUGAAAGUCAGUUACACCAAGCUAUGAUGGAGAUUGAAGCCUCGCACCAGGAGGCUUCUGCCCUUGCACAAAAAUACCAACACGAACUGAACGAAACAAGUAAAACUUUCACCGAAGAAAUGCAACAGAAAGCGAAAGAAAUGGCCGAUUUGAAUUCGGUUAUUUUGGAACUUAAAACGAGAGUUUCGCAGACUGCGGGAAUGGAAACUAAGUUUGUGCAGUUGUUACAGCAAUACAAAAGUGUGAAUGAGAAAUUGAAGUCGGCACAGGAUUUGUGCCAAUGCAGUGACAGAACUGACGAACUAGAAAUGCAGAAGAAGAAAGAGAAGAACCUGGUCUGCGAACUAGUCGAUUUGAGGCAAACCGUUGCAGAUUUGUCGCGCUGUAAGUGUGACGACGGUGCAAAUUUGGCCGAUUUGCGCGGUACAAACGACGAAAAAGAGAAGAUUAUUCAGUACCAAAGGGCCGAACUGGCGUCAAAAGACAAACAAAUCGACCUAUUAUUGAAGAAUGAAGACCGAAUGAAGAACAAAUUGGUGCAACUGCAGGAAAAACUAGUCGAGAUGAAGAUGUCGACAAAUAAUCAUCAUCAAAGCAAAGUGUUGUGUGGUGACGUUUGUUCGGCAAAUCUGACGCAAGAACUUCAAGAGAUAAUUACGGCUCUGUACGAGGAAAUCGAGAAGGGUUUGUCGAAGGAUGAGCAAAUUUUGUCGCAAAAUCGCGAAAUUUGCAACUUGCAGUGCACCCUUAAUACGAAAGAAAAAGCAUUGAUUUAUGCUUGUAAUCAGCUAAAAAUACUUCGAGACCAAUUUCAGGCGACCUUAAAUGAAAAACGGACAUUGGCUGAGCAGUUACAGGACGUGACGGUGGAGAGCACCUUCGAGGACUCCAGCGACCCAAAUGCCGAAGAAUGUAGUUGUGCUAGUUGUUGAUUUGUUUAAUAAAGUUUCAAACGUCAA